CGCCAGUGCUCUUCAAUCCAGUGACUCCGGAGAGCGAUGGCCACUUCUCUUCUGGUUCCUUCUUCCCUCCACUCCCUCGCUGCUUUCUCUCCCUCUCCGGCUUCCUCCUUUUCCAAGAAGGCGACCGGCGCCGGAGCCGGCGUCAUCACCACUACCACCACCACCAUUAGACUACGUUUCUUUGUCUGCAGAGCGUCUCUUCUCAGAAGAAGCACGCUCACCACCUCUGCGGCCCUAACAAACCACCGCCAGCUGCAGCAGCAGCAGUACCACCACCAUGUAUCUAAGCUCCUCUGUUUUCUUCAUAAAGCCAUUGCAUCAUCCUUGAAGCUCGAUUCGUUGUUGAUCUUUUGCACAUCCCUUGCUCUUUCUGUGUCCUUGCUUGCCGCCGACGCCGAUCGAGCGUCGGCCUUCGUUGUCACUACUCCUAGGAAAUUGCAGUCGGAUGAGCUCGCUACUGUCCGCUUGUUCCAGGAGAACACGCCCUCCGUCGUCUAUAUCACCAAUCUUGCUGUAAGGCAAGAUGCAUUCACUUUGGAUGUGUUGGAGGUACCACAAGGUUCUGGGUCUGGAUUUGUGUGGGACAAGGAAGGGCAUAUUGUUACAAAUUACCAUGUAAUUCGAGGUGCCUCUGACCUUAGAGUAACUCUUUCUGACCAGUCAACAUAUGAGGCACAAGUUGUUGGAUUUGACCAGGACAAGGAUGUCGCUGUCUUGCGUAUUGAUGCACCAGAGGACAAAUUAAGACCUAUACCUAUUGGAGUUUCAGCUGACCUGCUUGUAGGCCAGAAAGUAUAUGCAAUUGGAAAUCCCUUUGGUCUUGACCAUACACUUACAACAGGCGUAAUCAGUGGGCUCCGAAGAGAAAUAAGUUCUGCAGCAACAGGGCGCCCCAUACAGGAUGUUAUUCAAACUGAUGCAGCAAUUAAUCCAGGGAAUAGUGGAGGACCUCUGCUUGACAGUUCGGGGAGCUUAAUUGGCGUAAAUACAGCGAUAUAUUCACCAUCAGGGGCAUCAUCUGGUGUUGGUUUUUCAAUUCCAGUUGACACAGUCGGCGGCAUUGUUGAGCAGUUGGUCAAAUUCGGAAAAGUUACUCGGCCUAUUUUGGGUAUCAAGUUUGCACCUGAUCAAUCUGUUGAACAAUUGGGUGUUAGUGGGGUUCUUGUUCUCGAUGCUCCUCCAAAUGGUCCAGCCGGCAAAGCGGGACUGCAACCCACGAAACGAGAUUCAUAUGGACGCCUUGUUUUGGGUGAUAUCAUAACGGCCGUGAAUGGAAAGAAGGUUUCAAAUGGCAGCGACCUGUACAGAAUCCUUGACCAAUGUAACGUUGGCGACACGGUGAUUGUUGAGGUAUUGCGUGGGGAUCACAAAGAGAAACUUCCGGUGAUCCUUGAGCCAAAACCGGAUGAGUCAUAGUUGUGCGUCUAUUGUGUGUCGGUCAUUACGCCAAGGCAUUGUAAUUUUCAACAGCCAUCAGUUGGUCGAUUCUUAUAGAUGUAUCUGCUGUAAAUAUUACAAAAUAUAUGUUAAACAAGUGCAUUUUUUUUUGUCCA
This is a messenger RNA of Nymphaea colorata (pocket water lily), 1553 nucleotides long. Its product is annotated as protease Do-like 1, chloroplastic. Bases 37 to 1416 code for a protein of 459 amino acids. Gene Ontology annotation, biological process: proteolysis. Lineage: Eukaryota; Viridiplantae; Streptophyta; Magnoliopsida; Nymphaeales; Nymphaeaceae. The transcript is spliced from 8 exons. Gene Ontology annotation, molecular function: protein binding; serine-type endopeptidase activity. The record is from RefSeq and is a predicted model, not a curated record.